GCGAGGCGAGGCGGCGGCGGCGGCCAUGGCGGCGGGCGGGCAGGAGGGCGGCUGCGAGCACUACCGGCGCGGCUGCCUGCUGCGGGCGCCAUGCUGCGGGAAGCUGUACGCUUGCCGGCUGUGCCACGACGGCGCCGAGGAACACCGGCUGGACCGCUUCCGAGUGUCGGAGGUGCAGUGCACCCGCUGCCGCCUCCUGCAGAAGGCCCAGCAGCGCUGCGAGGGCUGCCACAGCCUCUUCGGCGAGUACUACUGCGGCAUCUGCCACCUGUUCGACUGCGACAAGAAGCAGUACCACUGUGCCGAGUGUGGCAUCUGCAGGAUUGGUCCAAAGGAGGAUUUUUUCCACUGUUCGAAAUGCAAUUUGUGCCUCAGCUUGAGUCUUCAAGGGAAGCACAAGUGUAUUGAAAAUGUCUCCAGGCAGGACUGUCCGAUAUGUUUGGAGGAUAUUCACACAUCUCGUGUUGGAGCUCACGUUCUGCCAUGUGGCCACCUUCUCCACAGAACAUGUUACGAGGACAUGCUAAAGGAAGGUUACAGGUGUCCUUUGUGCAUGCACUCGGCUUUAGAUAUGACAAGGUACUGGCGUCAGCUGGACGAUGAAGUAGCACAGACUCCUAUGCCCACAGAGUACCAGAACAUGAUGGUGGAGAUCCUGUGCAACGACUGCAAUGCCCGGUCUACAGUGCAGUUCCAUCUCCUAGGCAUGAAGUGCAAAAACUGUGACUCCUACAACACUGCCCAAGAUGGAAGAUGCCGACUGCCUUUGGAAGAGCAGUGACGGAGAGCUGCACUGCCUUCACUGGGCGAGGACAACUCUGACAUGGAAGAGACUAGUUAAAAAAAAAACCCACCCACUUGUCAGUAAAAAAGUUAUUCCCAGUCGUCACAGCACCAGUGGAAUGGUUGCGAGAUGUAAUUAACGCGGGUGCAAAGCAGUUUUGCUAAUUGUGUCGCCCUCCCUGGGGCAGAACGCAGUCGAGUCCUUGGGGAUACUGCCGGUGGAGCCCAAAGGUCAUCAUCUAGGGACAGUGGCACCCUUUAAAAGAGCUCUUUCUGGGUUGGAGAAGAGACAGCCUAGAAGAUUAACUAACGAGAUGCAAAAUGAGAAAUGGUAAGCAGCUGAUGCAGCAGAAGAUGUUCUGGGGCAGCUGAAGGUUGUGAGCACAACAGGAGGUGGAGGUAGAGCUAUUCCAGUCGCAGCUGCUGGGGAAAAUUGGUAGCUUGGAGAGCAGCCUUUUUACAUAAAGCUGACAUCCACAAAGUCUGGCAUGGGUACAGUUUGUUCCUUGGCAGUGACGUGUUUGUUCUGGGGCUUUGGAGCCAUCGGCACAAGCGGCUGGAGUGGGUGAGCUUGCAGAAAUUACAUCCUUUGGCUUCAUUUGUUGUUGUGUAUGUACAGAAUUGCCUUUGAAAGGAGGCUGGCCUACCUAUGUAGGUGCAAGGAACAGCCCAAAAAUGAAGCUGCUGCAAGGUCACCCUUCCGACCUGCUGUCCCUCCACUCAGAUUUGUUUGCCAGCUGCCUCUACACCCAUUUCUUCCUCAUUUUUCUUUAUUCACUUAAAAAGGCUGAGGUAUUGUAGGGUUUAGACACAUUUGUAGCUCAAUGUUUUGGUGGUCAAGUAACACUGUGUGAAGUCAGGAUCAUGCCAAUGAGUUGGGCUGAGCCUGAGGUGUUUGCUAAUGUAAAAGCACUUCACAGAGGUGCUCGAGUAGCGAAGGGACCAAUUUUCUGUUGUUUGGGGUUGUUUCUUAAAGGUAUGUGGGGGGAGAGGAUGAAGGACUGCUUUAAAAAUUAAAAACAAACCUAAGCCCAACCAACUUUCCCACCCUUCAUGUGAAAUCCUGCCCAAGAUUCUUUGCAGUCUAAAUGUAACAGAAAUUUCUUAGUUUUGGAGAAUUUCAGAACAUGUAAAUAGUUUCCAAUAAUCAAAAUGCUCCAGAAGCCCAGUUACUCUUCACCAUACAACUGCCUAGUUUUGACUUGUUCUACUGUAAACCACCAGCUUGUCUUCACCCGGCUGUGCCUCCUUAGGCCUGCCAGGGCAGGCUGGGCUGACAGCGUUCCCAUAGCUUGCCUAUCAUGGAGUAGCUUCUUCAGACUCGCUUUCCUCGUGGCUAUAAAUAAAUGUACAAUAACAUCUCUAUUAAAGCAGAUGACGCCA
Molecule: messenger RNA, 2166 nt
Organism: Colius striatus (speckled mousebird)
Lineage: Eukaryota; Metazoa; Chordata; Aves; Coliiformes; Coliidae
Gene: RCHY1
Product: ring finger and CHY zinc finger domain containing 1
Exons: 9
Coding region: 26-781 (251 amino acids)
Biological process (GO): ubiquitin-dependent protein catabolic process; protein ubiquitination
Cellular component (GO): nucleus
Molecular function (GO): zinc ion binding; ubiquitin protein ligase activity
Source: RefSeq, a predicted model, not a curated record